AUGUAUCUAUUCAGAGACGUGGGCAUGACAACCUCAAUCAACUUCCAGAUCCAAGGCCACAUUCUUCGACUGGUCGAUUGCGAAGGGUCCCACACGAUCCAAGAAGUGUACGAGUCGUUAGACCUCCACGUGGGCCAGUCGAGCUCCUUCCUUGUCACAGCCCACGGGGUGUUUGAGGCCCGAGACUCCUUCGUUGUGGCCUCCAUGCGCUCACGAUCCCAUCCUAUCGGCAACCACCUUGUUCCACUACCAGGGCUCGAGGAGCGCAGCCUUUGGGCCUCUUCCCGUGGGGCCCACUUACCAUGUCCGCUGGUCCCUGAAGCGGGCCCAGACCAUCUGGUGGAACCUGACGGUCAGUGCAGCCCGCCUCAACCCGCAGGGCUCGUUCCACUAUCGGUCUGUGUGGUGAGGACCAUAGUGCUCCAGAAUUCGGCCGAGGGGUUUGGCGGGAAGAGGAGGUACUCCGUCAACAAGAUGUUGUACGUGAACCCGGAUACACCCCUGAAGCUGGCCGACUGUACUUCAUUAAUAUGA
This is a messenger RNA of Striga hermonthica, 534 nucleotides long. NCBI's taxonomy places the organism in Eukaryota, Viridiplantae, Streptophyta, Magnoliopsida, Lamiales, Orobanchaceae. The record is from the annotation of a GenBank genome assembly.